AUGCUCACAUCACAGAAAUAUAUUCAGUCGGGCAUCUGUGACGGUAAUUACACGUGCGGCGUUGAUGGACUGGGAUGCAUAACGGACGCACUUCUGCGUAAGGAAAAGGUCCGGGAGGCCGCCAGGUGGACGUGGAAGGGCUACAGGCAAUACGCGUGGGGCCACGACGAGCUUAACGCCGGCUCUCGCACAUCGAGGGAGUGGUUUGCCUUAGGUCUUACCAUCGUGGACAGCCUGGAUACGCUUCAGAUCUUGGGGCUGCUAGAGGAGUACGCGGAAGCGCGCUUCUGGGUGGCCAACCACCUCAACUUCAACCAGGGAGAAGUUUCGGUUUUUGAGACGACCAUCCGCAUCCUUGGCGGCCUCGUGGCGGCUUUCUAUCACAGCGGGGGCGACGAGCUUUUCCUGCUGAAAGCUGUGGAAUUCGCUGAGAGCGUGCAUGACACGGAGGAACCUCGCGGCAAAUUUGGCAUUGGUAGCACCUGCUUGGCGGAGGUUGCCACAGUGUCCAUGGAAUUCAGCGCAGUGUCACGGCUCUCAGGGCGGCCCGAGUUUCGUGACACGGCAAUGAUCCCGUGGCAGAAGCUUACAAGCAUGCAAGACCUGGAUGGCCUCUAUUGCACCUUCCUGAACGGCGACAGCCUCGGGUGCAGCGGGAACCACUACACCAUGGGUGCCUCAGCGGAUAGCGCUUACGAAUACAUGCUGAAACAGUGGAUCAUGAACAAAAACGACUCGAUGUGCAUCGAUAUGUAUAAGAAGGCCAUUGGGGGCAUGCGCAAGCAUAUGCUAACGCAGCUGUGGAUGGGCGAGGACAUCGGUGAUGUCUGGAUAGUAGCGGAGAAUGACGGUGGGCGUACAAGAUCGAAUAUCCUGGAGCACCUUACCUGCUUCCUUCCUGGAACCAUCGCCCUUGGUCAUAUGUACGGGAUUAACACGGCCAGCUCGCCAGAUGAGGACGAUGACCUGACCGUCGCCGUCAAGCUUAUGAAGGCUUGCUACGAGCUGUACCAUCAAACAGCCACUGGUGUGGCGUUCGACUCGGUCCUUCUGGUGCCACGCUACUCGCCGGAACCAGUCGUAGAUAAAGGGAUUGGGCAGUUUCAGACCGGAACGACGUUUACGGCGGGCUCCACAGCUACGGGCAACGGCAACCAGCAAGAAAGCAGCGGCAAGGGACGCAUACUGCUCCAGGACGGAGGGUCAGCUGGGAAGACCAAGUACGCAUUCGCGCCAAGGAGCCGUGAGAACUUCCUGCGUCCGGAGGUCGCGGAGUCGCUGUUCUACCUGUGGCGCGCGACAGGCGACCCAAUCUAUCGCGAGUGGGGCUGGAAUAUGUUCCGCGCUUAUGAACGCUGGUGCCGCGUGAGCACGGGAGGCUACCAGGUCUUGAACAACGUUGAUACCGUGCCGCCCUCCGUUGGUAACAAAAUGGAGUCGUUCUGGAUGGCUGAAACCAUGAAGUACUUCUACCUACUCUUCUCGGAUGACCCAGAUGAGAUACCUCUGGACGAGUUCGUGUUCAACACCGAGGCACACCCGUUGGCCAUCUGGGGCACUGAAACGGACCUCACGCUACGUGAAGUGCUUGCGAACGCCCACGGUCGACUCGAGGCUAGCGGGGUUAAUGCAUUGGGCAAGAGCGCCCAGUAUUAUCAGAGCAACCUAAUGGGAAUGACGGCGGCGGAGAGGCAUAAAAAGUUUGUGAACGACUACUUAACUUACUACGCUUGCGGAAGGGACGAACCGUCCACGAAGAACGAUGCUGCACGUAUUCGAACGGAUGCCGACGCCUUGAGGGAACAUCAUCGCUUUAUACGAAGCGAUGCAGACAACGAGAGUAGCAGCUGGGAGGCGCGACUUGCAAAGCGCUAUUAUGACCGGCUUUUUAAGGAGUAUGCCAUCGUGGACCUGACCUAUUACAAACAGAGCAAGCUGGGCAUGCGGUGGCGGACGCAAAAGGAGGUCGUGUCAGGCAAGGGGCAGUUCGUGUGCGGAGCAAAGGGCUGCGAUGCGGGCGAAGGCCUGUGUAGCUAUGAAGUCAACUUCGCGUACCAGGAAGCUGGUGAGCGCAAGCAGGCUCUGGUCAAGCUCCGUCUGUGCCCUGCCUGCGCCUUCAAGUUGAAUUAUCGAAAAGAAAAGCAGCUGCAGAAGGCAGCGGAUGCCGCCGCGGCGCGCAAGCGCAAGCGUGAGCAGGAGCUAGAAGAGCGGAUGCCGAACGACCCGCUGGUACAGGAGGCCCUGGAGUACGUGCAACGCUACGCGCACGGUGGCAGCGAUGAGGCCGGGCCGUUCAACCCGGAGGCUGGCAUUGGUACCGCGGACUUUGAGCGGGCGACGGGUGACGUCGCUCCGCCGCCAGCCGCCACGGCGGCCCGCGCCGGCGGUUCUGGAGUUGCCAUUGAUGCUUUGGGCGGGACUGGGACAGAGGGUGCACAGCGGGCACCAGCGGUCAUUACGCUGCCGGCAGAUAACAGUGUCUGGGAAUUGAAGCCAGCGCAGGAGACAGUUAACGUAGAGGAGGAGAUGGAUGCGUACUUUGAGGGCCUAUUUUUGUGA
Molecule: messenger RNA, 2559 nt
Organism: Volvox carteri f. nagariensis
Lineage: Eukaryota; Viridiplantae; Chlorophyta; Chlorophyceae; Chlamydomonadales; Volvocaceae
Gene: amd1
Product: alpha-1,2-mannosidase
Exons: 13
Coding region: 1-2559 (852 amino acids)
Biological process (GO): carbohydrate metabolic process; N-glycan processing
Cellular component (GO): endoplasmic reticulum; membrane; endosome
Molecular function (GO): calcium ion binding; mannosyl-oligosaccharide 1,2-alpha-mannosidase activity
Source: RefSeq, a predicted model, not a curated record